AUGUCCCUAUUGGCCGCCGGGGUUGGGACCGGCUCCCUCGCACACUCCAUUACCUCCUCCAGGGACCUGUCAAACAGGCUCCAAAUCACAAUAGAAGCCUCAGCAACCUCCCUAUCCACCUUACAAAGGCAGAUCAACUCCAUAGCACAGGGGGAAACUGAAGAAGAAUUAAUUGUUCCUCCCCCGUAUAACCCCCCUAGGAUGCCGGAAGAACACCAUCCUCCCCCUCCGGGGGAGGCAGACGCUGUUCGGAGAACGGGAGGUGGAAAUGCUCCAGUGGGAAGCCCGCCCUUUACCAGACAAAGGGCUCAGAGGGAGCAAUCCGCCUCUGCCGCCAACUCCACUAUUCCACCCCUGCAAGACACUGGACCCCCAGACGCGGAGGGGAAUCAGCCCCAUCACUAUUGGCCUUUCGCCACUAGUGACCUCUACAAUUGGAAAGCUCAGAAUCCUAAGUUUUCCAAGAAACCGGCUGGGCUUAUUGAUUUAUUAGACUCUGUUCUUUUUACUCAUCAGCUCACGUGGGACGAUUGCCAGCAGCUUUUGCAGGUCCUGUUCAUGACUGAAGAAAGAGAAAGGAUUCUCAAUGAGGCCCGAAAACUAGUUCCGGGCGCAGAUGGGAAUCCCGCCACCAACCAGGCUCAGAUAGAUGCCUCCUUCCCCUUAACUCGGCCCCAGUGGGAUUUCAACACGGCAGAAGGUAAGGAGAGGCUCCGGGUCUACCACCAGACUCUAAUGGGGGGUCUCCGAAUGGCUGCUAGAAAGCCAACCAAUUUGGCCAAGGUAGGAAAUGUACAACAGGGAAAAGAUGAAUCUCCGGCUGCCUUUUUAGAAUGGAUCAUGGAGGCAUUCCGUACCUAUACCCCCAUGGAUCCAAAGGCUCUGGAAAGCAAGGCAGCUGUUAUCAAGGCCUUUGUAAACCAAUCAGCCGUAGACAUUAGGAGAAAAUUACAGAAAAUAGAUAGACUAGGAGAAAAAAGUCUGCAGGACUUACUGGUGGUAGCCGAAAAGGUAUAUAAUAACUGGGAGCCUCCUGAGGACAAGCAGCCUCACUCCAUGGCGGCUGCCAGCAGUAAGCAGACUCGAGACCUGGCCAGAAUACUACUAGCUACCACUGUUGACUCCCCCGAAGAACGAGACCGCCGUCUCCGGCAGCUGGCAGACAACACAAGAAAAGGUACAGGAACCACCAAGGGGGGGAAGCAGAGGCUGAAGAAAGAUCAGUGCACAUACUGCAAGGAGAUAGGGCAUUGGGACCGAGAUUUUCUGAAAAGGGCCGGCGGGAAGGGAAGCAAGACUGAUCGAGGGAGUCGGGGUUCGGACCCUCUCCCCGAACCCAGGGUAACUCUUAAAGUGGAGGGGACCCCUGUUGACUUCCUCGUCGACACCAGAGCGCAACAUUCGGUCCUCCGCACCCCACAAGGAAAACUAGCCAGCAAGAAGUCCUGGGUACAAGGGGCAACUGGUAUGAGCCAGUAUUCAUGGACUACCCGAAGAACAGUAGAUUUGGGAACGGGCCGGGUAUCCCACUCCUUUAUGGUAAUACCAGAAUGCCCCUACCCGCUGUUAGGACGGGACUUACUGACCAAGAUAGAAGCUAAGAUAACUUUCAGACAAGGGGGGCCUCAGGUCACCGAUGGCAAGGGCCACCCCAUCCAGGUCCUGACCAUGAAACUGGAGGAUGAAUACUGCCUCCACUAA
This is a messenger RNA of Puma concolor (puma), 1701 nucleotides long. Lineage: Eukaryota; Metazoa; Chordata; Mammalia; Carnivora; Felidae. The record is from RefSeq and is a predicted model, not a curated record.